Messenger RNA from Gasterosteus aculeatus aculeatus (three-spined stickleback), 3660 nucleotides. RefSeq names its product lysyl oxidase homolog 2A. Gene Ontology annotation, cellular component: membrane. Lineage: Eukaryota; Metazoa; Chordata; Actinopteri; Perciformes; Gasterosteidae. Gene Ontology annotation, molecular function: copper ion binding; protein-lysine 6-oxidase activity. Gene Ontology annotation, biological process: peptidyl-lysine oxidation; collagen fibril organization. The record is from RefSeq and is a predicted model, not a curated record.
AGCGCGCGGCCAGCUGUGAGGGGAGCAGAGCUAAGGAGAGUACUAAAGGGACAAAGAACCGCUCCCCAUCUCAUCCUCUCCAACAGGUUGGAAGUCCUGGGAAGUGUGUACAACUUGUUCUCCGUCUGCCGAGUUUUUUCCUCCCUCGUCCUGCAUCAUGCUGCGUCCAGUUGGCAUCCACUGUCUGCUCUGCACCUUGCUGUGCAUGUGGCCGUCCUGCAGCUCCCAGUCAGACUCCAGCGCCCCUGUAAUCCAGCUGCGACUCGCUGGGGAGAAGCGGAAGAACUACGAGGGCCGCGUGGAAGUUUUCUACAACGGAGAGUGGGGGACAGUGUGCGAUGAUGACUUCUCCAGAUCCGCUGCCAGAGUGGUGUGCAGACAGCUCGGCUUCAUGGACGCAGAGUCCUGGUUGCCCUCGGCCAAGUACGGAAGAGGAGAAGGUCGUAUCUGGUUGGACAAUGUGCACUGCUUUGGUACUGAGAAGAGCCUGGCUCAGUGUCAUUCCAAUGGGUUUGGAGUGUCGGACUGCAAACAUUCAGAAGAUGUCGGAGUGGUCUGCACCUCCAAGCGCAUUCCAGGCUUCAAGUUUAUCCGGAACCAGGCCAGCAGCAACGAGGGUCUGCCGGUGCAGGUGGAGGAUGUGAGACUCAGAGCCACUUACUCUCAGAGGAAGAAGAUUCCCAUCACUGAGGGCUUUUUGGAGGUGAAGGACGGAGGCAAAUGGAGGCAGAUCUGUAGCGAGGAGUGGACACAGACAAACAGCAGGGUCAUCUGUGGCAUGAACGGCUUCCCCGGGGAGAAACGCGUUAAUACCCGACCUUACAAAUUGCUGGCCAAUCGUCGUAAGAAAAACUACUGGGGUUUCUCCGUAAACUGCACAGGCAACGAGGCCGACCUGUCAGACUGCAAGAUGGGCAGAGAGAUCGAGUUGAAGGGCAACAGCACCUGUGAGCAGGGCAUGCCUGUCGUGGUCAGCUGUGUGCCCGGACGGGCCUUUGCUCCCACCCUCAGUGCCGGCUACAGGAAGGCCUAUCGGGUCGAGCAACCCCUGGUGCGUCUCAGAGGCGGCGCUAUGAUUGGCGAGGGGCGAGUGGAGGUGUUGAAGAACGGGGAGUGGGGUACGGUGUGUGACGACAACUGGAACAUUCGAGCUGCCACCGUGGUGUGUCGAGAGCUUGGCUUCGGUAGUGCCAAAGAGGCCAUGAGCAGCGCCCAAUUUGGACAAGGGACUGGGCCGGUCCACAUGAACAAGGUUGAAUGCUCUGGGUUUGAAAAGUCACUGACUGAGUGCCAAUUCAACCGUCACGAUUUGGGCUGCAGCCACGAAGAAGACGCGGCACUCAAGUGCAAUGUCCCCGACAUGGGCUUCAACAAAAGACUCCGGUUAAAUGGCGGCCGUAAUCCCUUUGAGGGCCGCGUGGAGGUCCUGGCAGAGAGGAACGGCUCUGCGGUGUGGGGCUCUGUGUGCAGCGACAGCUGGGGGACUAUGGAGGCCACGGUGGUGUGCAGACAGCUCGGCUUGGGCUUUGCCAGCCAUGCUUUCCAGGAAACAUGGUACUGGGAAGGAGAGUCCCCAGAUGACGUAGUCUUGAUGAGUGGAGUGCGAUGUUCAGGGACUGAGUACACUCUGGAUCAGUGUCUACAUCACGGGAAACACAUCCACUGUCCCAAAGGAGGUGGACGCUUCGCUGCGGGCGUCUCCUGUACUCAGUUGGCCCCGGACCUGGUCCUCAGUGCCCAGGCUGUGGAGCAGACCACCUACCUGGAGGACAGGCCCAUGUACGCGUUGCAGUGUGCCCACGAGGAACACUGUCUCUCCAAAAGUGCUGAGACAGCGGACUCCAACUCGUACCGCCGCCUUCUCCGCUUCUCCUCCCAGAUCCAGAACAACGGGCUGUCAGACUUCAGGCCGCGGGCGGCACACCACUCCUGGGUGUGGCAUGAGUGUCACAGACAUUACCACAGCAUGGAGGUUUUCACCCACUAUGACCUGCUGAGCCUAAAUGGCACUAAAGUUGCAGAAGGACACAAAGCCAGCUUCUGUCUGGAGGACACUCACUGUGACGAGGGUAUUCAGAAGAAGUAUGCAUGCGCUAACUUUGGGGCACAAGGCAUCACAGUUGGCUGCUGGGACACAUACAGGCACGACAUCGACUGUCAGUGGAUCGACAUCACGGACGUGAAGCCCGGCGACUACAUCUUCCAGGUUGUGAUAAACCCAAACUAUGAGGUUGCAGAAUCCGAUUACACCAACAACGUUAUGAAGUGCCGCUCCCGGUACGACGGACAACGGAUAUGGACGUACAACUGUCAGAUAGGUGGCUCCAGGAGUUCAGACGCAGAGGAAAUGUUCCCUGGACUGCUGACUAACCAGGUGUCACACAGUUAGAACAAGGAAAGACGACGCAGCCAGAACUUAUAUUGAUGUUUGACAACCACUAGAGGGAGCUUUGCCGUUUUGCUUCCUUGGAGCCUGGAUUGCUGGAUUGUUUUUUGGGAUCAGGGCUCAACUGGUAGAGCGGACAAUGAUUCAGUGGCAAAGUGAACUGCUUGCUUGCUUGCAAAAUCUAUUAACCACAUUCAGCUGUACAAAAGUACAUAUCGUUUAAUGUCGUGGUGCCUUUGCCGUCAGUGACUUGGUGCUUACCCGGGGAGAUGUCAGGGAGGAUUGCAGCCAAAUAAUUUAUUAUUAUUAUUGUUGUGUACUGUGCCAAAAGUUGUUUUCCAAGGCAAACUUUAAGAAAAGUCUCAAACCAGCCCCCAAUUAGAUGACACAUUCACGUGCAUGUUCUGUCUGCUGUAAUAAGCAUAUAAAUAGUCCACUGUUGGACUAAACUUGGUGCUACAACUGAAUUUUGGACACUAUGCCCCCACGAAAACAGUUGAAUUUAAAUUGCAUUUGCUUUUGCAAGUAUUACAUGCUUUAAACCAAAAUGGUAAUUCAUGCUACCUAGAUUUAUUUUCAAAUGUAAGGUCAAGGCUCCUUCAGUGCUGAACACAGGGAAUUCCUCACCAGUUAGUUGCUUGCUUUGAUUUGUUUCCUGCAGUGUUUUAUGUCAAUCUGUAAACAUGUUCCAUUCUCAAUAGCAAGAAAUAAGCGUGAAUAGGCUUUCUUCUACCAGGGUUUUGUGUUCCACAUACUUGAGCUAGUUUUUGAAAGUGUUUUAUUUAUUACGUUUUUUUAUCUUGGUAGUUUCAGUAGACACACGUGUGCAUCCCCUCAGCUUAUUUAUCAAUGUCUGAGUUUUAUUACAUUAUUCGUCAGGGACUAUGGUAACAUGGUGGAUGUAGUGGAAAAGCCACAAAUGUAGGUGAAAAUGUCUCGUCAUUGUUUUGUGAACUAGUUGUGGGUUUUUCUGUCACAAAUUCAAGGAUCCUUCAUUUUUAAAAGAGUGAUUGUUGCUUGCUGCCUGACUGGAUAUGUCUUGUGUGAAUGUGCAAAAGUAUUUACAUUUUUAAAAUAAAUAUUGGUGAAUGCAAGUUCAAAAUUGAAUUGCUGAAACGUAUUAAUAGAAAGUCUUUGUGUGGGAAGCAUUGCAGAAGUACUGAAUAUGUCACAGUUUUAUUUGUGCUAUCCCAAGUUAAGUGUUCUGCUCACUAAUCACUGUGCUGGUUAUAGUAAGUCAAACAGUACCGUAGUUAAAACUCCUCACCUAACCU